UAUAAUAAGACGCGCGCAAAGCGGUUUGGGGAUUCUCUGUAACGGCGUUUUCUUCACACCUGGAUUCCCUAGAGAGAGAGAGAGAGAGAGAGAGAGAGAGUGCGUGAAGAGUGUGAGGGUUUUUUUAGAGAGAGAAGUGAGAGAGGCAGAAGCGGUUUUGCGAGCACAGAUGGUGGUAUUGUAACGGUUGCAGAGAGAGGGGAUUGGUGGUUUUGCGUAACGGUUUUUCGAUCAGCGAGAAAAAGCGGUUGUGCUUGUGGUGGUGGGAGCUCUGUGAUUAAAAUCGUAUUAACAGCUGAUUAAGAGUCAUUAUUGGUCGUUUUAUUAUGCUUAAUUAUAAGUAUACAUUCAGCUCAACUUUGUCUGCUUAGACCCAGAGAGAGACAGAGAGAUAUAGAGAUAGAGAGAGAAAAAGAGGGAGAGGGAGAAGGAGAGAGAACCGAGAGAUUAUCUGGGCUUUGUUGGGGCAUUUUUGGAAUUUUUUGACUCAGGAGAGUUCGAGUUUCAGCGAUGGCGAAUCGAGAAGGUGGUGAUCUGUAUCCGGAGCUAUGGAAGGCCUGUGCGGGCCCACUCGUUGAAGUCCCUCGCAGCAACGAGAGAGUCUUCUACUUUCCACAGGGGCACAUGGAACAGUUGGAGGCAUCAUCACCAACAAAUAAGGAACUGAAUCAGGAGAUUCCGCAGUUUAAUCUUCCCUCAAAGAUUCUCUGUCGCGUCCUUAACAUUAACCUCUUGGCUGAACAAGAAACAGAUGAGGUUUACGCACAGAUUACUUUACUACCCGACACAAAUCAAGCCGAGCCUACUAGUCCUGAUCCGAGUCUUCCUGAACCUCAAAGAUCUACAGUUCACUCAUUCUGCAAGAUCUUAACUGCUUCAGAUACAAGUACCCACGGUGGCUUUUCUGUUCUACGGAAACAUGCCACUGAAUGUCUUCCUCCACUGGACAUGACCCAGGCAACCCCAACUCAGGAAUUGGUUGCCAGGGAUCUUCAUGGUUAUGAAUGGCGGUUUAAGCAUAUUUUCAGAGCAGGUCAGCCGCGUAGGCACUUGCUUACAACAGGAUGGAGCACUUUUGUUACUUCUAAGAGGUUAAGUGCUGGGGAUUCCUUUGUUUUUCUCAGAGGGGGCAAUGGGGAGUUGCGUGUUGGAGUUCGGCGUCUUGCUCGUCAGCAGAGCAGCAUGCCGUCAUCUGUGAUCUCAAGUCAAAGCAUGCAUGUAGGGGUGCUUGCAACUGCAACCCAUGCUGUUGCAACCCAAACUCUCUUUGUAGUCUAUUAUAAGCCAAGGACGAGCCAGUUCAUUAUCGGCGUAAAUAAGUAUCUGGAGGCUGUCAACAACAAGUUUUCCGUUGGCAUGAGAUUCAAGAUGAGGUUUGAGGGGGAGGAUGCUCCUGAGAGAAGGUUUUCGGGCACAAUAAUUGGUCUGGAAGAUAUAUCUUCUCAUUGGUCACAUUCAAAAUGGCGGUCGCUUAAAGUUCAUUGGGAUGAGUCUGCAUCAGUUCCCAGGCCUGACAGGGUAUCUCCUUGGGAGAUAGAACCUUUUGUGGCUUCUAUACCUGCAAGUGUUCCUCAACCAUCUGCGGUGAAGAACAAAAGGCCUCGACCAGCUGCUGAAAUUCCAGCCCUUGAUGCUACAAUGUCACCACCGAGUGUUGCUACUGAAGGCAAAAGAAGUGAAAACCAUGCUCUAUGGCAUCAUCAACAGGCAGACGUGAUCAGCAAUAACAACUCUAUCUCAAGGACUCAGACUGAUGGGGGAUGGUUAUCUCAGACAGGUGGUUCUAAACUUAUGUUUCAGGAUGCAAUGGACGAUACUAAAAAUUUUUCUGGUUGCCCUGUUUUCUCUGGAUAUUCAACUCCAAACUCAUCAAAGCUGAAAAAUGACUCAAUGUGUGACCAUGUUGAAAAUGGGAAGAAAACUGAGACACCCACUAGUUGCCGAAUUUUUGGUAUAGAGUUUAUUAAUCAUUCUGCAAGCUCCCCAUUUCUGGAGAAGACACCUCUACAACCAAUCAAUGCAUCUACUGGAAUCACUGAAGGACGUGUUAGUAACUCGUUGGCAGCUGAGUCAGACCAGAAAUCUGACGUUUCAAAGGCUUCUAAAGAAAACAAACCUGGACAGUUGCAAGUAUCCUCGAAAGAGACACAGACCAAGCAGAGUUGCUCCACAUCCACCAGAAGUCGCACCAAGGUUCAAAUGCAGGGGAUGGCUGUUGGCCGAGCAGUGGACUUGACAAUAUUGGAAGGAUAUGACCAGCUUAUAGAUGAACUGGAGGAGAUGUUUGAUAUCAAGGGACAGAUUCACUCUGGUAACAUGUGGCAGAUUGUCUUUACUGAUAAUGAAGGAGACAUGAUGCUUAUGGGUGACGACCCGUGGGCGGAAUUCUGUGACAUGGUGAAGAGAAUCUUCAUUUGUUCAAGUCAGGACGUGAAGAAAAUUAGUGCAGGGUGCAAACUUCCAUUGUCUUCACUAGAAGUUGAAGGAACCGUAACAAGCUCGGACUAACAUCUCAAUGGCGGGUCAUUCCUUUUUCGUUGUCUCUUUUGUUUCGUUCGAUUUUUGGGGCAUGUCUUUUGGUGGUUGGUUUGUGGAGGAGAGACUCUUAAUUUUGGGCAAAGGGAGGAAGAAGUUGGGAAGUUGGAAGAAGGAAAGAGGACAUCGGCUAAUUGAUAGCUCGUUUUUUAGAGCUAACUCUAGACAUUUGACUGGAAACUACAAGAGGCCUAAUGCAGCAGCAGCAUCUGUUUGGUAGUGGGUAGGACUUAGAAUCUGUGAAUAUUUAAAAGCUAUUUGUGGUGCAGUUGGGUUUGGGGUUUUCAGAUGGGGAGUCUUUGUUCCAUGUAGUUGUAAAUAUUUAUGUACUUGUUUACUUUGGCAGUGUACUAUUUUGGUCGUUAGUGAGUGACAAUAUGCAGUAUGCAAUCUUCUGUUGCUGUAUUUAGAUUUGAAUGAUUUAUAAUAAUCUGUACCAUUUGUUUUCUUCCCA
This is a messenger RNA of Prunus dulcis (almond), 2989 nucleotides long. Its product is annotated as auxin response factor 9. Bases 511 to 2508 code for a protein of 665 amino acids. Gene Ontology annotation, biological process: response to hormone; regulation of DNA-templated transcription. Gene Ontology annotation, cellular component: nucleus. The transcript is spliced from 14 exons. The record is from RefSeq and is a predicted model, not a curated record. NCBI's taxonomy places the organism in Eukaryota, Viridiplantae, Streptophyta, Magnoliopsida, Rosales, Rosaceae. Gene Ontology annotation, molecular function: DNA binding; protein binding.